This is a messenger RNA of Pogonomyrmex barbatus (red harvester ant), 1321 nucleotides long. RefSeq lists its product as uncharacterized. Gene Ontology annotation, biological process: cilium assembly. NCBI's taxonomy places the organism in Eukaryota, Metazoa, Arthropoda, Insecta, Hymenoptera, Formicidae. Gene Ontology annotation, cellular component: ciliary transition zone. The record is from RefSeq and is a predicted model, not a curated record.
AUGAUUAAUUCUGUGGCAGUAUCUCGUCAUUCGACGUCUCAGAGUCUUCCACGGGAGCGAGAUAACACCGACGACACGGAGACCGAGUCACCGGAUGUUAAGAGCAAUGAUAAGUCACGCAAAGCCGAGUCGCACGCUCGUGGAAAAGCGCGUCACUCCGAAACUCACGCGAGCGAGGAAAGAAUCACGUCGAGAUCUCUCGAGGGAAGGAGAAGGAAACGCAGUAAACGCAGUACCGAAAGACGAAAGUUCGGAGCGCGGCCUCGCACGGCGGAUCACGAUCACGAUCACGAUCACGAUCGAGCGGAUACCGGAUCUUCCGUGAAACGCUGCAGCGAUAGGGAAGACAGCUGCGCUGAUAAAUCACGAAAGAGAAGAAGGAAUGUUUCCCGAGCGGAGGAUGUGCCCAUCACCGAGAUCUUGAAGAAAGCUCAAGAAAAUGCGCGCACGAAAUACGAGGAGCCUGUGCCGCUUCCGGAAUUGACUGCGGACACAAUUUACAUUCAAGGCAGGAGCGGCUUUAGCGCCGUGAAAAUUGGCGGAUCGAGACGUGCUUUGGGAAAUGAUACGACACGUGCAACAAAAGGUAUAGGAGGCCGCGAUUCCGUAGAGACUCAAACGUACACGCUCAUAGAGGUGGCAAUCACGGCCCAGAAAUUUUGGAAGUGCACAGGACUCGUUUAUCAGGGUCUCUUGGGCGGGAUGGCACUUUUCCAUUCCAUAAUGAUCCAUGUCUUCUUUAACACUUCGAUGGAAUUUAUGUUGAAUUACUCGAUUUUUUCUGAGAUAUAUACAAACGUAUUCUCCUUUUUAAUCGCUCUCUGCGUCAUCUCCAUCUUCGAUAAAUUCGACCUGGCGCGACUUGAUAUGGAUCACUUGCGCGAGAUUUGUACGGGUCACGCGAAGACCUCGAUCGCCAUUUCGCUUUAUCUGGCAACGUUUGGACUCCAUCAAGCAUCGUUAAAGGUGGAAGAUCAAUUAGCUUUACUGCAUUAUCACGAUAUCAACGAAACCUUGCGGUCGAACAAUACGAUGCAGGAAACUUUUAUAGAGGAGCUAAACAGCUGGCAGAAGAUAACGAUAUCGAAAGACCUCCUCGCAGUUUUCGCCUGGUUGUUCGUUGCUCUUGGAACGCGGGACAAUAUGCUAUUGACGCACCUCGAAUCGAUGGUGCAAUAUGCGAGCAACGUGGAAUCUCCGAGAUGACAUUCGAAGAACGAGUUUCAGCGUCGAACAAAACAAACACAUACGAAACUCCUUCGUGUGUUCACUACAUGUGUCAGACUAAAUACUACCAAAUUGCAAAUAUUUUAGAGCGUAA